AUGUUAAUGAUGUCAUUUAUUCAAUUAUUUUCUUUGUUUACUUUCUUAAAUUCCAUAUUAAUAAUCAAUGGUCUUACUUCAGUUGAUAUUUAUAAUCCAUGUAAACGACAACCUGCUUUAGGUAUUGAAUCUGGUACUAUACCAAAUACGGCCUUUUUUGCUUCGUCGUUUGUCGAAGGUCGUGAACCGUAUACUGCUCGACUUAAUGCUCGUUUUGCUUGGAGACCUGCUUAUAUGGAAGCUGAUCAAUAUUUAUUUAUUGAUCUUGGUGCUCGAUAUUAUGUAACUGGUGUAUCAACACAAGGACGUCGUGCAGCUAAAGAAUAUGUUACAAUAUAUAAUAUAAUGUAUUCAGAUAAUGGUCAUAAUUGGUUUUAUUAUACAAAUGAAGAUAAAAUAAUUGUGAAUUUUAUUGGCAAUAAAAAUGAUAAUGGAAUCGUACGACAUAAUUUUUCUGAUCCUUUUAUUGCACGUUUUGUACGUUUUAAUCCAAGACAAUGGAAUAAUUUUAUAUCAAUGCGUGUUGAAAUUUAUGGAUGUCCAUUUACUACAUCAUCAUUUACAUUUGAUGGACAAACAAUUUCUUAUUAUGAUGCAAC
Rotaria sordida is the source of this 599-nucleotide messenger RNA. Lineage: Eukaryota; Metazoa; Rotifera; Eurotatoria; Philodinida; Philodinidae. The record is from the annotation of a GenBank genome assembly.